Uranotaenia lowii is the source of this 3055-nucleotide messenger RNA. RefSeq names its product phosphatidylinositol 4-kinase type 2-alpha-like. The record is from RefSeq and is a predicted model, not a curated record. The transcript is spliced from 5 exons. NCBI's taxonomy places the organism in Eukaryota, Metazoa, Arthropoda, Insecta, Diptera, Culicidae. Gene Ontology annotation, molecular function: 1-phosphatidylinositol 4-kinase activity. Gene Ontology annotation, biological process: Golgi organization; phosphatidylinositol phosphate biosynthetic process; endosome organization. The coding region runs from base 928 to 2571 and encodes 547 amino acids. Gene Ontology annotation, cellular component: plasma membrane; lysosomal membrane; trans-Golgi network.
GCAGGGGGCGCUCGCUCAGCUCCACCAAGUUUAGUAGACGUUUUUCCUUCCGCCAGUUCGUUCGCUUUUACUAACUCUUCGAGGGCAACCGAGUAGCGACAUCAUUUUCCAAAAGCAUAUUCUACGACAGACUGUGGCCUACAUCAUUAUUGGUGGUGAAGAUGUUUAGAAACAAACACGUAAACUCCUCCGCGUUUCUGGUGUUUCGGUUAUGACGUAUCGGUGUCUGCUGUGUCGUGGAAUUGGUGGCUGGUGAGAGAGAAAGAUAGGGAGCGCAAAAACACAAAACAUUGUGACGCGUCGCUUUUUUGAGUUGUGCUAGCGAACAUAAAGGAAAAACGUUUUCUGAAGCAGAGAGCUUUUCUGUUUUUCAAAAAGUGCACUUCAACGAACAGAAUUUGCCGAUUCGGUGCAGUUUUCCUGCUUCGUUUGGUUGAUUUUGUGCAAAAAUCUAUAGGGGUGUUUUUGUUGAUGAUGUGGAACCAGGGAAUGUCUACCGAAGCGUAUGGAUCGGUUGUUCUCGGAAUAAAAAAGUGAACGCAAAUGAAAACGUGUAGUGCCGUGUUCAAGUUCAAGUUCAACGAUGUGCUGUAAGGAUAUAUUUUUAGAUAAACUACCUACUGAAUAUCGAAGUGCUGCUGUCAGUGCCAUGAACCAAUUAGUGAGUCGCUUUGCCCCGAGAGGCCAUAAAUCAGUGUGACACGAAAGAUCACGGAAAACUCCCCUUUCGGUUAGUUACAUGUACCAGUAUCAUAUAGAUGUUUGUAAGCUGAUCCCAAUAAUAUAAGUCGUGUCUUCACCCUCGAAGUAAAAGCCCUCCCUAGAUGUGACAGUUCAUCGAACAUUUCCUGCAAAAAGCUAGCUGAAUGGAAGCGCCAAGCUGCUAAUGGCAAUAAGAAGCACUCUCAGCAGCAGCAGCGAAUGUGAAUGGAAAAGCUCAAACAGGAUCUCAACAUUUUCAUCCUAGACGACACCAAUGUGCAAGCUGAUGGCCUCCAGUACCAUCAAUUUCCCCAGGAGCCCUCAUCUCCGGUUCGGAUUUCGCUCACGCCCCCGCCUCUUGCGCCAUCGACAUCGGCGAUAAUGCUCAAUCGAAUUGUUCCGAUCGGGUGCAGUUUGGAUGACGAUGGCAGCAGCAUCAAUAAUGAUAAUGAUGCUGCCUGUCGUCGAAUGAAAAUCAUUGACACAGUGGCGGCGGGGGUGCUUGUUAAUGGAUCGUCCUCGGUAGCUGCCAUUCGGUUGACUCAACAUCAGCUGCCUCCCCAUCAGCAUCAACAUUUUCUCGAAUCUGGAACGGCUAGGGCUGCUGCCGACUUAAUCGAUAUCAUUGGCAGCAAUAACGUGGAUGCACUGAUUAGUGAUGAAGAGUUUGGCUUCACCGGGAACGAUAUUCCAGAUGACCCGCACUUCAGCGACCUAGUGUACUCGGCGGAAAUUGCCAUCGAUGCCGGCAUUUACCCGGAACGGAUCUACCAGGGGAGCAGUGGGUCCUACUUUGUCAAGAACCCCGCCAAUAAAGUCGUAGCGGUAUUCAAGCCAAAGGACGAGGAACCGUACGGGAGACUGAACCCCAAAUGGACGAAAUGGAUGCACAAGCUGUGCUGUCCCUGCUGCUUUGGACGAGCGUGUCUCAUUCCUAAUCAAGGAUACCUUUCCGAGGCUGGAGCCAGUUUGGUGGAUCAGAAGCUUAACCUAAACAUCGUACCAAAAACGCGGGUCGUUCGGCUGGUUUCGGAAACCUUCAACUAUCCCCGAAUCGAUCGGCAGAAGGCCCGCAUCAAGCGAACUAUCAAGGAACGGAUACCGGCCGCUCGGUUCAACCGCAUGAGUUUACCUCCCAAAACCGGAUCCUUCCAGCUGUUCGUGGAUGGCUUUAAAGAUGCCGACUAUUGGUUGCGACGUUUCGAGCAAGAGCCACUUCCGACCAGGCUGGCGCAAAAGUUCCAGCUGCAGUUUGAACGUCUAGUCGUGCUGGAUUACAUCAUCCGAAAUACGGACCGUGGCAACGACAACUGGCUGAUCAAGUACGAUCAACCAACGAUAAUUCCGACCAGCAAUGGGAACACACCGAACGGAAUUCCCCGGAGCAGCAGCCGGUUAGAGAUGCACGAGAAUACCGACUGGAACCUGGUCCAGCUGCCGGAGAUAAGGAUAGCCGCCAUCGACAACGGAUUGGCUUUCCCCUUUAAACAUCCGGACUCGUGGCGUGCUUAUCCCUAUCACUGGGCUUGGUUGCCUCAGGCAAAGAUUCCAUUCAGUCAGGACAUCAAGGAUCUUAUACUGCCGCUGCUGUCUGAUCUAAACUUCGUCGAGGAACUGUGCAACGAGCUGUUCGAGCUGUUCCGCCAGGAUAAGGGUUUCGAUCGGGGCCUGUUCGAGCGGCAAAUGUCUGUGAUGCGCGGUCAGAUCCUGAACCUGACCCAGGCCCUCAAGGAUGGCAAGAGCCCUGUUCAGUUGGUUCAGAUGCCGGCCGUGAUUGUUGAACGAUCAAAAGUGAACCCUGGGUCGGCACGAUUUUUCUCAUUCCAACAGCGCUUCCAAAAUAAAAGUCCAUUCUUUUCAUGGUGUUAGAAUGGGUUGACACUCGUUGUCCUUUGAUUGCGACUGUUGACGAUCCUUGUAAGCUGACCGACACACAUUUGGAGAAUGCGACAUCGGACAUGGGACUAAGACGAAAAAAACUAAAACUCCGAAACAAUUACCUAACUAUUCAUUAAUGAAACAGUGUAAUGCACCUAAUAAUUGAACCGGGUAAGAUGAUGAAACGUUCUGGGAACAUAACUUUCUUUUUUUAAAACAGUUUAGUGCACGAUGAAAACAGAAGAAAAACGAACAGUUUACAUGUAUUAUCAAUAAAAAAAAUAAUAAAAAAAAGGAUCGUGAAAAAUAGAUAUUGAACGUGUAUAGAAGAACAACCUAUUGAUAUAGAAUUCUCUCUUCAAAAGUUAUGAUCUUUCGUUUUCUUUCUGAUUGUGAUGCGUUUAUUUGUAAAUAUCGGAACCAUUCUUCCAAUUCAAACCUUUUGUUUUGUUUAUAUUCGACCAUAAAAUAAAAA